AUGGGACUAAUAUGUAAAGCUGAAAAAUAUUUGAAUACAUUACUGAAUGUAUUGUCACAUGACGAACACGAUUAUCACUGCACACUUUAUCAAAUGGGUCAUAUACAUAGUAGAAAACAGGAUUUGAAUAAAACUUUAAACUACUAUGAACUUACUGAUGAAAUACGUUGCAAACGUUUACCUCCAGAUGAUAGACAUAUAGCUAAUUCAUUACAUAUGUUGGGAAAUAUAGAUAAAGAGAAAGGACAUAUUGAUAAAGCAUUGGAUAAAUAUACCAACGCAUUAAGCAUUAACAAGAAAAAGUAUUCAGAUGAUCAUAUUAUGAUAGAAGAUCUUAAAAAGAAAAUUAGUUUAACUUGCGGAUUAGAUUGUACAAAUGAAAUAUAUGGACACCCAAGUAGACAAACAUUUGGAAAAACGCGUUUAAACGCUCAAAAGGGAACCGCGAUUGUGAGUCAGUAA
Messenger RNA from Didymodactylos carnosus, 462 nucleotides. The record is from the annotation of a GenBank genome assembly. NCBI's taxonomy places the organism in Eukaryota, Metazoa, Rotifera, Eurotatoria, Philodinida, Philodinidae.